GUGUUUUUUUCUCUAAUUAAUUACAGUUCCAUUCACUGUCUUACAAAUUAUGUUUUAACUAAGAUUCAAUUUGAGUUUUGCGGUUAGAUGGAAAGUCAGUGCUGCAGAGGUUUUUGGAAGGCUUUUGUAACACCCAUUGUCACUUGUCAAAUGUUUUGUUUUGUGUCUUUGACCACAGCUGGAUUUAUGAGGACAAAUUGUACCUGGUACAUUUGAUCAUAAUUACAACCAAGUCUUUAAAAUCUUUUUAAGAUAAAAUUAAAUGUAUUAUUCUAUAAAUCUUUAAGUGCUUACAGUGAGAUCAGCUCCCAAAACACUUAGCACCUGCAUGUCAGAGAAUCCUUGUUUAUUUAACUAUAAUUUUUUUUGUAUUUUAUGGGCUUAAUACUUAGUUGUUAUGCAUCCAUGUUUUAUAAUUCUAUCAUGAAAAAAUAUUUUUGCCUCUGUUGCUAUAAUUAAUAUUGAUUUAAGGUUCACUAAUCAACUUUCUCCAGAGUUUUUAACUGCUUCAUUUGCUGAUUAAAACUAUGUGCUCUGUGAAAAAGCUAGUAGGUAAUGUUGACAUUGAGUUUCAAGAGUUUUGGAUAUUUAAUUUAAAAAAAAAAUUACAUUAUGCUAUUGAAACACGAAUCACUCAAUCUAAAUGAACUGUAUACAUGUAAAAUGCCAGGGUAAAUAGUUAAAAUUGAAUUUCUUGUCUUACUGUUGAAACUCAAGACGAGAGGAGAGAAAGUGGAUUUUAAGUGAAGAACAGAGCUGAGUUGUGACACUUUUAUUUUGAAAAGAGGAAACGCAUACGAGUUGAGGAAGCGGGUGUUUGCGUUCCAACAGCGCAUGCUAGCUAAAAAAAACAAAAACAAAUAUCAUUAUUUUACAUCUAUUUCUCAACGCUACAGCAGUCACCUCGCAUUAAUGGAGGUUAUCGGGUCAAUAGAGAAAACUAAAGACCCAAGCCUGCCUCUUGCAUUCCUUCGCCUCCUGGUGCCUCCACUGCAGCUCCUGUCUGCUGCUAUGUGGCAGCUGGCAAAGCAGAAAGAUGUGAUGAAGUAUGAUAAGCUGCAGGAGUUUGUGUUCAUGGUGACAGAGGCAGUCCCCGGACUGAUCAACCACAAGCAGAGAGCUCAGCUCAUUCUGGGGCUAAGAGCAAGGUUGAUUCUGGAGCUUUGCAAAGGCACGGCUCGAGGUUCUGUUGAUGCUCCGGUGAUCCAGAGCUAUUUGGAUAGACUCCCAAUAACCUCUGCAAACACAGAUCAGUGCAGGGACACAGAGGUGAAAGCAACAGAGUCCACUUUUAUUGCACUUGUUGAGAGCCUGCUGAAGGAUCCUGUUGAGAGAGCGUAUUUCUUCCAGGAGGUGUUCCCAGUGGAAUAUGGGCCACAAUAUGACGCCGCUCUACAUGUGUUAUUGUGGGAGCUGCUCUCAAAGCUGGAAAAGCUGCUCCCAGUACCAGACUUAAAACAGACCACCGCCUGGUUCGGCUCGGCUCCUUCUGUGUUGGAGGAAUGUGUCCAGUCCUCACCUGAAGAGCUGGGUUUAAUCUUCGAGCACUACAAAAGUAUAGGACUGCUGAAAAUGCCAUAUGGCCCUUCAUCCACCAUCGGCAGCUGCAUCAUGUCUGCUUUAUCCAUUCCUCCCUCGCAAAGGACAAACAUCUCUGUUGGACUGGAAUCAAUCCACAACUACGCUAAUGUGCUAAACCCCGUCACCUUUGUCGGGACAGAUCAGUACAGCGUUGUUGCUGUCUACACCGAGGUGGAAGCUGGGGAAUCUGAAGUCGAUGAAGAAAUGAUCGAGUCAGCUGAAGUGCAAGUUCAAACCGAUUUCUACGAAGAGGAGAUAGUGGCUGUGAGCGCAGAUAACGCCGGCGGUGAGGAGACGACCACCUUAAGGACAGAAGAAACAACUGAAACUGUGGAUGUCGCCAAAGCUCUGGACACUCUGACGAAAACUUUCGCACUGAGGAAGGAAAGCCUCGGGCAAGAUGUAUUGACAGGAAAGAGUAAUGAUUCAUCCCUUAAUGACGAGCCUGGAUCAGGAAAUGCACCAGACGAAAGAACAACAAACGAAGGACAUAAAACAAGCGACCAAACUGAUGAGAAGAGAGAAAAUGUUCAAGAGGUGAAGGAGGAUUUUCAACAUGGAGGCACAGAGAGCAACAUGAACUCAUGUACAGACUUGGAGGAUGAUCACAAAGCUUUUUCUGUCCAUGAAGAAACAGAUGUCCCCAGUGAGGAUCCAUUAUCUGAAACACAACAGUCUUCCAGUUCAGAGAAUGUGCGCCGAUCGACUCGUCUACAAAUAAAAUCCUCACCCAGCUGGCAGGAGAUGUGUAAAAUCCAGAGCAGGAGCAAAGCUGAUGUAUCUCUCACCCCCUCUGUUAUAGCCGUCAAAGGCAACGACAAAGAUGGUUCGGAUGAGAUGAUGUCCAUCAUCUUCACCUGCUCACAGUGUCCCUUCCACAACUCGGACAAAAACAGCCCUCCUCACUUCCACAUGCAGAGUGUUCACUCUGAAGUGUACAGGACUCUCUCAGGAGCCAAAUUUACUCCGUCUCCCUCCAGCACAGAUGAAAUAUUUACAUCCAUUAAACUUUUACCCACAGGAAACACAGAGGGGAGCGAAGCAGAGCAGCCAGACAAUCAAAGCAAAGUCAAUGCAUCUCAGUCCCAAAGCAGACAGAGGGCCCUCACGUGUGAGACGUGCGGCAAGACGUUCACCCGGUCGUCAGACGUGAGGAGACACCAGCUCACUCACACCGGAGAAAGACCGUUUCUUUGCUCGCAGUGUGACAGAACCUUCCAGCACUCGUGGGAUCUGGCCAAACAUGAGAGUAAACAUCACGGCGUGGCCAUUUCUUUCUCCUGCCAGGUGUGCGGGAGCUCCUUCGCUAACCUCCGCGCACUCACCGUCCACCACAAGAAGUCUCACUCACAGGAGAGCCAGCUUCCUCAGAUCUGCUCCAUCUGCAGCUACAGUUUCUCCACUUCCUCCGAACUGCUGGAGCACAGGAAGUCUCACAUCAUCACCAAACGCUACAUAUGCCAGAAGUGCGGCGAAGGCUUCGAUACCCUGCUCGCACGCUCCCAGCACCGGCAGAUCCAUCAAGUGAAGAGUCAGUUUAAGUGUCCACAUUGUGAGAAGACGUACACCCGGAGAUCUGAUGUGAAGAGGCAUCUGUCCACACACACUGGGGAGCGACCUUACCAGUGUAACCAGUGCAGCAAACGGUUCUCGCUUCGCUUUAUGCUCAUUAAACAUCUCCGUGUUCACACAGGGGAGCGGCCUUUCCAGUGCUCCCACUGCCCCAAGAGGUUCACCCUGGUGUCUGUGCUGGCCAGACACGAGAGGAUGCACACUGGGGAGAAACCCUUCCUCUGCUCUCAGUGUGGGAAGGGCUUUUUAUCGCAGGGAGAGCUUUCGAAACAUCACAGGUCACACGUGGACGACAGGCCCUACUCCUGCCCCCAGUGUGACAAACGUUUCAAAAGCAAAAAAACCCAACAGGAACAUAUCGUCUCCCACACCGGGGCCCGCCCGUACUCCUGCGCCUACUGCGGGAAGGGCUUCACCAAACCGUACGCACUGACCAGACACAAUCUCAUCCACACAGGAGAGAGGCCGUUCCCCUGCGGACACUGUGAGAAGUCGUUUCUCACCCUCAGCGAGGCUCAGCUGCACCAGCGUAUUCACACAGGGGAGAGGCCGUACCCCUGCAACAUCUGCGAGCUCAAGUUCAAGAGCUCGUCAGAGCUGGCGCGACACAAGCGCAGCCAUUCGGGGUUGAAGCCGCUGAAGCCGCACUGUGAGCAGUGUGAGAAAACAUUCACGUCCAAGGCCAAGCUGAAGAAACACAUGGAGACACACAGCGAGGAGGGAGAAGCAGCACAGUCUGUGGACUCGAUACAGCCUGAGAAAAAUAUCAGUGAUUGAAACAGUGAAAAAAAUAUAACAUGUAUCAGGAUGCUUGAGUUUAGAUAUUUAGCUUUAUGAAAUGUGACAAAAACUGAUCAGGAGAGAAACGUGUGUCCACAACUACAUGUCUUCUUGACUAUACUGAUUUUACUAAGUGUAGACAAGGCGUGUUUGGAACUGUAGCACUCUUUUUUAGUAGUUAUUACUUUAACCCCAUUCAAGGAAGUUGGCCACUCAGCUAUAUUCGUAGAGCACAGCCAAGCAGCUGUACAUAUAGUGCGCCUGCUGUAUGGGCCCAGUGAUGCAGAAGCAGUGCCAAUCAUCCAGGUAAUUUCAUACAGUGGAAAUAUAGAGAUUUGGAUGUCAUGUGCCACUGAGCAACUUCCAUAGGUAUGAAUGAAGCCCUGCGGCCAAUGCUGUAUCCAGGUCUCAUAAACAAGUCAUUCUGAGGUAACGAAAACAUGUUUGCUGGUUUCAGGUGACUAUACACUAUUAAAAACAUGGUUAUGAAUAUUUUAUUCCAUUUCUGCUUAUAUAUCCCUCUACAUCCUACACACUGCACUUUAUUUCUGUCGUGUUGAAUUGAAUUAUACUUUAGAGCAGGGGUCGGCAACCUUUACUAUUAAAAGACACAUUAUUUGCCAAAAAAAUGUCUGAAGCUGCAAAACAUAUAGGAAUAAAGGUAACAGUCUAAAUGAGCAUUCAUUAAUAUGAGUAAGUAAGCUUGCUACUCUGCAGUGGUCUAUCCUACUAUUAAAUGGAGAAACCUCUGUCCCUCUGUCCGUCCGUCUGUCAUCAUCUGUUUUCCUCCUCACUGCUUUGACCUAUUUCUCUGAACUUGCACAUCGGCUUUCAUCUUGGUCAUGUGCAGACAGCCACAAUGCCGUUUUUGCAUUUUUCCCACAUUGCUACUGUUUAUAUUCGCGUUUUUUUCCACUACCCGUUCAUACUGUGAGCACCAUUAGCAGCGAGAGCUGCGCGAAUGCGCAGAGACCACUUGGAAAACACCUGCGCUGGGACCACAGUUUAUGGCUGGGACAUGCAAUUUCAAGUGCCAACACUUGCUGAGGUAAUUAUUUUACUGAAGGAACGCGCAUCUGUGUGCGCAAGCCAGCCGUUACAUAUUUUCACUUUACUGACAUUAGCCUACAAACAUUACAAACUAAACAUUGCGCUGUGCACUUUGCACUGUUUCUUUCAUUCUUUCUCCGUGUUGCAUGUGUAUGUGUGUACCUGUGUGCCCGCACACGGCCCCGCGCACACGCGUGCCUCCGUGCCAUCAGCCAAAACUAUGCUCCACGUAUUUUGCCAUAAAGCAUGUUUCUAAAUACAGUGUGCAUUGUUUGUCUUACAUUAAUAUUUAUUACACAGUGCAUUUACAGUGCUCUGAUGUUGCAUCUCCUCUAAUAUACUGUUUUUGAUUUCUUAUUCCUCUAUACAUAACACAUCCCCGGGUAUGGACUAGUU
Molecule: messenger RNA, 5379 nt
Organism: Epinephelus moara (kelp grouper)
Lineage: Eukaryota; Metazoa; Chordata; Actinopteri; Perciformes; Serranidae
Product: zinc finger protein 23-like
Exons: 9
Coding region: 835-3930 (1031 amino acids)
Biological process (GO): negative regulation of transcription by RNA polymerase II
Molecular function (GO): RNA polymerase II cis-regulatory region sequence-specific DNA binding; DNA-binding transcription repressor activity, RNA polymerase II-specific
Source: RefSeq, a predicted model, not a curated record